Phanerochaete carnosa HHB-10118-sp is the source of this 456-nucleotide messenger RNA. RefSeq lists its product as uncharacterized. The transcript has a single exon. NCBI's taxonomy places the organism in Eukaryota, Fungi, Basidiomycota, Agaricomycetes, Polyporales, Phanerochaetaceae. The coding region runs from base 1 to 456 and encodes 151 amino acids. The record is from RefSeq and is a predicted model, not a curated record.
AUGCCGUCGCAGAAGCGAGCCGCCCCCGGGGUCGACGUUGAGGACGCGGCCGAGUCCGAGAGACUGGCGAGGAGACCGAAAGUUGAAUCCUCCGACAAAGACAGCCAGGAUAGCAAACCGGAAACAUAUGAAUUUCCAUAUCCUUCAAAGAACAAAGUUACUACUCCCGUACCCUUCCAGCAGCCCAGCACGCUGCUGACAUUCUCUUACACGCCGGAGCGGGUCCUAGAGUUCACGGACUCCGCGUUGCGCUACUAUGUCGAGCCGCCACUACGUGCUGAGCUUAAGUAUGGCUAUGAACGAUGGAUCAAGAAGCCCGAGGAGAAGGGACGACUCGACGGUCUGCUCAAGGCUGUCCUGAAGUAUCGCUCGCGAGUCGACGCUGGUGGUGGAGAUGGCGUUGCGUGGUUUGAGGGACGUUGCUGUCAUCUCAUGGCGUGUGUCAUGACCAAGUGA